Camellia sinensis is the source of this 786-nucleotide messenger RNA. The record is from RefSeq and is a predicted model, not a curated record. Lineage: Eukaryota; Viridiplantae; Streptophyta; Magnoliopsida; Ericales; Theaceae.
AUGGAUGAAAAUAAUUCUGAUGACAACCAAGAAACAAAAAUGUGGACGGCCAGAAGUGAAACAAAAUUAAUAAAUAUGUUGAGAGAUGAGGUUAGAAAAAAUCAAACAACUGGCCGUACUACUUCGUGGACAAUUAGGCAUUGGAAUCAUUAUGUAAAUCAGUUGCACAAUCUGCAUGGAUUUCGGUAUACAGCAACACAGGUGCGCCAAAAAUAUCAGCGAUUGAAAGCUGAUUAUCAGACAUUUAAGCGGCUCCAGGCACAGACUGGUCUGGGAUGGGAUCCAAUUGUAGGCACUGUUGUUGCACCUGAUGAAUUUUGGGAUAAGACCAACAGAAAUGUGAAGAAGUUUAGGACAAAAGGAUUUGAAUAUUUUCAAGAAAUGACAGAAAUUGUUGAAAAUUGUUGUGCCAUAGGGGCCUUAUCUCGUGCAUCCACACAAGGAGCCCUUGACUUAGAAGAAGAAGAUGACAUGUUAAAUAAAUUUUGGAACCCUGAUGUUGGUGGGAGUAAUGCUGGUGGGAGUAACGCUGCUGAGGCAAUUCCUGUUGACUUAUUUGGGGAUGAGUACAUGGAUCCAACAAAGGGCAAAAGUCACAAGAGGGGCCCUACAACCAGCCAGACUGACAGUGGUCGUUCUAAAAAGUCACGGUCAAGUGGGUUUGAUGAUGUGUGCACAGUUUUCACAUCCUAUGUACAAGCAAAUACAAGACAUUCACGUGCACGAGAAAAUGAGACAGAGGCUGUAAGUGCAGGUGGUGAUGAUUACUCUCUUGAUGCAUGUUAA